AUGGAUGGCGAUGGGAGUGGUGGCAACGGAGACUCCAGCAAAGCUUUUGAAAUGGAGGUCACGUACUGGCAUGUGCAAGGACGCAGGCACUUGGCUUUUGAAGAUGAACUGAAAGCAAGAGUGGCCGUACGAGGUUUCUUCAGCACCUGCAUGAAUCCCUUUCGACAUGAUGUCUAUGAUGAGUUCGGCGAUGCCACACCGAUUGCGCAAUCAGAGUGCCCGGAGUACAUCGUGGAACCCUACGGGUUUAUCGUCUUAGUCGAAAGCGGUGUCCGCGCAGAGGCUUUGACCUGUCGUUUUAUCGCCGACACACAUUUCGUGAUGAACGUGACGUCAUCAUUGCUGUUGGGUGUCAAGCCGAUCGUUCACAUACUCAUGCCCCCGGAGGAGCCAGACGAAUUGAAUGACCAGAGCAACAACGACCUCACAGGCACAUCUCCGUUAGCCCACCUUUUGCAGGGCCUGAAGCACUUGAAACAGGAGAAACUUCAAGAGUUCAAGCUCCUCGUCCAAGACCCAGAUGGAGCAGGUGUGGGAACCACAGUGCCGAAUGAAGAGAGUCUUCACAUCAGUACCAGUCUAACGUAUGUAUUGGAUCGACGUGGCUCUGACAAAGCCAAGUGGAGGAUACCUUUCUCGAUCCCCUCUCCCAAGAACUUGGUCCGGAUCAUGCUGCCCAACGUUUGGCAAAUCACCGAAAUCCUCCAGACCAAUGCCUCAAGCUACGAGCUCUAUGUGGAGGCUGAGGCCCACAUUGACGCUCCAGUUGACAAAGAUUUUCGCGUUUGGUGCGUGGGGGCUGCCAGCCGGCCAAGUCUCGAAGAGAUGGAGGAGGAGAGAAGAAGCAACAGCCCAUCCAGUGCAGCACAGGAGGAUGCGCCGAAGAGAAGAAGUUGCCAGAGCAGCCGCAAGUUACAGGUGCUGAACCUUUGUGGCGUGCCCACCGAGGUAUGGUUUGAAAAAGGUAGCAAGGAUCGGCUUCACAAGAAGGUCUUGGAAAAGGAUCCAAAGCCAAUGACCAUCGAAGUGCCAAUCAACUCUGCGCUGUGUGUGGGCCUUCAGCAGGUGGACCUUUACAAGAGCGGCAAAGCAAGACCCAACCUCAGCAGCUUUGGGCGCUGCGGAGCGCCACUGUACGCGCUGCAGGGCAUCAUGUCCUCGACGCGAGCGGAUCAGGUGCAAUGCUGCCUCACCGCCUCCCUGUCCAUCGGUCAGCAAGGACAAGCACUCUUGGAGCUGUUGCCUCCCUUGGAGCUUCAGAAUGCUACGCAGCUUCCUCUUCGCUUGCAUCUCUACCCGCCUUACGGCAACGAGUCGGUGGUCAGUCAGAUGGGCAUUCUUGGCUUCACCCGCUCCUCCGCAGCGUUGGCGACGCAAAAAUUGGAAGCCAAGGAAGCGGUGGUGCCACCAGGCGGAACCUUCCAGGUUCCACUGCACAUGCUUUACUCUGGCAGCGGGCAGAACAGUGGGUUUGGAAAGCACUUUUGGCAGGUGGUGGCAGAGGCAAUCUCACCACCGCAAAACCAGUGCUCGCUGACCUUUGCCUUUCCGCUAGGCGGCUCAAUUCUUCGUUCGGGUCGAGAGGAGUUGGAGCUUAGAAGGUCCUUAGGAUUGGCCCUUGAAACCACAAGCAUCACAGGCUCGGACCCCCAGAAGACCACCCUUCAGCGCUUUACGCUAUUGCUUCUGCCUGGUCUUCGCAUCGUGAACUCCCUGCCGGUGAAGCUCCGCGCCAUGUUGAAACGUGACCUGCUGGCAGAUGAGGCCUGUGACUUGGAACCAGGAGGCAUUGGAGACUUCGGGCGGUCACCCUUUCAGUGUGAGCUGUUCCUGUCGGUGGACGGGGAGGAGCCACAAAGCUUAAAAAAGCAGAUGCCGACGCUUGCGGAAGCGCUGAGCUGUCGCAGUAAAUUCAAGGAAUUGAAGGUGGACCAGCUCCAACUCUCGUCGAACCUUCUGUGCUCCCUGCAAUGCUCCUGGCAACCCGGUGCUGGUCCUGAAAUUGUCAUCACUGGAAAGUGCCUGGUGUUCAACAAGACGGGUUUGCUGCUUCAAGUCUCGGAUCGUGAACUGCUGGAUGCCCCACUGGCACCAGGACAUGCAGCGGUCUUGGCACCAGAGGGUGAAGUUCGCAUUGGUCUUGGUACUUCACAGUCGCAGGCUGGAAAACAAAAGCUCACCGCCGCGCUGCCAGAGAGAUCUCAAGACCUCGAACUUCGAGGCUUUGCAGAUGUCCAAGACGAUGAGCGGCUCUUUUCCUGGCGACUCUAUUUGGUGAAGCUGCAGCAUGGCAGACUGUCGUUACUUCGGAAGCGCGGCGAGGCAGACCUGUCCUCAGAUCCGCCCCCCAUCAUUUGGCACUUGAGCGGCCACACCCGCUGCGCCGCCGCUGAGCCACAGACCACCGGGGGAGUGAAGGACUGUUUCAGCGUGGAAGAUCCUGGCCGAGGACAACCGCUGGUUCUCCAUGCACCUGAUGCCACUGCUUUGAGAGAUUGGCUUUCUGAGUUGAAUCAAACCGUGCAGAGCUUGCAAGCAGAGGAAACCAUCGACAAGAUCACCAAGGGUUGGGACCAAGAAGGAGGACGCUGCCGCUGCGCAAAGGUGCCAGAACUGCUUCAUGGUGCCUGGUGUGGCAAUGGUGUUCCCAUCCAGGUCAGCUAUGCAGGUGAAUUGAUGGCAUCAGCGAGCAAUCCUGAACAGCCUGAGAAGCCAGAAGUGAUGUUCUUCGGGGUUCAGGUGCACACUGUGCUUAGCAUUCCUCGCUUCCCGGGAAAAGGUAUCACAGUGACGCCGCGCUUCAUUCUGCGCAAUUCCAGCGCAAGCUUCGUGCAGGUGAUGCCAGGGCUGUUGCCGAAUAAGAACAGUGGAAUUCAAGAACCAGCAGUGUCUAAUCGAGUGGCAGAGAUUGUGGAGGAACAUACAGGCGGGCGAGAUAGAAGUGUCAUGGAUGUCAUGGACUUCAUCGCUGAUCCUAAGAAGGAUGAGGUGGAGGCUGUGUGGGUUCCUCCAGGUGAGAGCUUGGCCAUUUUUCACUUUCCUCUCCACUGCGAGGCCUCUCAGGCGAAGGAUGGCCGCAAAGCGGUGGCCCUUCGACUUCCAGGCCGCGAGCCCUUGCAGCUGAUCUCCGUGGCGGACAAAAGGCCCUUGGGAUUGCAACGGGUUCUUUCUUCAGGAGUGAUUCCCUAUAGGGACCGAUCUAUGCAAACUGGACGCCUUCCUCCUCGAAUGCGGGGUCUGGCGCAGGAAGGUCGGCUGCUGUGCUACCGUUGGUUUUACCUCCAGGACUUUGACAGGGGCGAACUCAUCCUCUCCUCGGACUGUGAAAUUUUCAUUGGGCUUCCACUAUCAGUAGAAGGAGCUACAUGGCUACACGAGGAGCCGUGGAAGCCGAGUGAGGGACUGUACUUGCGUCGUAAGCAGGGCGACCCUGACAUCUUCAUGAAGAUCUUCACCAGGCAAAUGAAGGCUGGGCGAUGCAACUUUGAUGGAGCGGGCAAAGGCUGUGUGAUUUUUUUGGCACAACGCACUGACAAUGACUACGACCUGCACAUGGGGAAGGGUUUGCCCUGGAAAGGUUGGUUUGGACUGAACAACACCCAUGAAGAGGUGGUGGCCCUCUCCAGCGGCACUGCAGGUGGCAUUUACUUCAUGCGCUUGUCCGUGCAGGUGAGAAAUAGCACCGCGUUUAUGAUCCUCAGUGAUGAACCAGCGCCAUAUCGAGUGGAAAAUUGGUCUGAUUCCAGGACAUUGGCCGUUCGCUUUCGAGGCGAUGACUAUUGCGAGAUCCUGCCGCCCUUGUCAUGGUUUGGUUUUGAUUGGCCGGCACAUGCCAAAAGUCAGCAGAAGGAUUGGGUUCUAAUGUUGGAGGACUUGCGGACGGAGAACAAGGCGAUGUACGAGGCGCACAAAUUGGGUCCGGGCGAUGACUUGGAGCUGGAGCCCACAGCGGAGGUCACCGGAGACACAGCGGAACUGACUGAGGCUGGUUUCAAAAAAAUCCUGGUCAAGGAGGACCAAAGGGAGAUGGAACGCUUCACAAGACGCGUCGCGAAGGAUUUGAGUUCGUCCUUUGCACAGCCUUCCCUCCCAUCGGAGCUGUUGCAAGAUGUGGGCACAUUGAGCGAGAUGAGACAGAAGAUGAUUGAGACACGCCUUGUGGAGCCAGACAAGCCCACUCUGACAAAACGCGGCCGCGAACGCGCCAUGCUUUGCCACCAAAUGACAACAAAUUUCGUGAAGUUCUUGUUGCAGUCUGGCGGCUUCAAUGCCAAGGAGAAUCACAUUGCGGCUUUCGUCCACGAGUCCCAUCCUUUGCCCGAUCUGCUGACGCUCUUGGAGAAGUUGCCUGAGGAGCCUUGGGUGAAGAAAGAACGUGAGGCCGGAGAUGCCUUCCAGGACUUGCUUGCCAUGAGUGAUGUGGAGCACACAAGCAAUGUGAUGCACAUGCUCAUCAGGAGGGUCCUGGAAGAUAUGCCUCCUGUCCAUCCCAAGCCCAGCAAGAACGCCGUGCACACAGUGUCCAAGCACUUGGCCGAGACCCUCCGCAACGGCCAGUGGCCUGCCACGGUGCCGCAGUGGACACACUUCACAGAGGAGGUGAGGUUGCACUGCCUUCCAGAAGAGCGGCCACGCGACGAAGCUGCCCCUUUAGAGGCGAGCGAUGAUGAUGCCGAAGAGGAGGAGAGAAAUGCCCGGCCGAGUCACCUCCUCUCAUCAAAAAGCGAUGGAGCACUUGAUGAGACCAUGGUGGGCAAGACGAGUCCUCUCUCACAGGACGGCUUUGUGGCGGUGCAGGCAUUGAACUCCAAGCAGGCCAUGUCUGCCUUCGUGAAACGCAUGUUACAAGAGGAGCGUGGAGAAGUCAACGAUCUAGGCGGCUUUGAUGGCUUCAUCGAAAGCUGCGUGCAUGAUACCAAUUUGACCUUCCGCAGCUUGCAUCAGGACAUUGAACGUGGACCCAGCUGGGCACUUUUCUUGAAGAAGCCUGGAGCACUCCAUGUGGACAGAUGCUUUGAUGGCGUUUCCAGAGUCUUCACGGUGAGGGACCACAAAAUGGAAGAUGGGAACGACAGAUCGUCUACACGCGGGAAGGACAAAGGAUCUUCUGCUCAUUUCGAGUGUUGGGACAUUGAUGUCCAAUUAGCUGGUGCGCAGAUUUGUGUGGUGUUUCAAGCACAGGCCACCAGCCUGGGAUGUGGCUAUGUCAACGAAUUGGAUGAGGAGAUUUUUGCAGUGACGGUGGAUCAUAUACAGCUGCGAAAGAAAGCAAAGGAAAGGAAAAUAAAGUUCGCGGUCCACCAUUUCCAGAUCGACAACUUGCGGGAAGCUGACCGGCAACGACCCAUCAUUGUUUGCCCAGAGGACAGUGGCUAUUACAGCGAUCGACGGGAGACUUUGAAGCACCGGAAAAAUCAGAAGGAGACCAUUCCCUUUCUAUACUUUUGCAUCGAACACGUUCCAAGUGGCAUCUUGCAUUUCAAGGAGUUUGAGCUCAUAAUGCAGCCAGUGAUAACACGCUUGGAUAUGGAGUUCUGGAUCGAAAUUGGGCAGCGACUGCUGGCCUGGAUCUCAACUGCCAACUCCAAUGCAGCUGCUGCAGUCCAAGGUCUUUCCUCGGAAGAUCGUCAGAUCCUGGAGAAUCAGAUUCGCAAUCUGCGGGAAGGAGGUAUAGACGUGCCCUCUGGCAAGACAGCCAAGCGGCCAAUUUACCUGGAGAAGUUCCGUCUAGGAGCCUUGAUCGCACAAGUGGAGUUUCUCAUGCCCAUGAAGAAGACUGCCAAGAUCCUGAAGCAAAGACAGGCUGCAGCAUCUGGAUCUGAUUCAGCGACUACCUUGGAGGAUGCAGAGGAUCAGUUUGAUGCACAGUGGCUCCAGUCCAUGUGGCUUUCGCGUGUGCUGGCUCGCCUAACCUACCGCUCCCACGGUUUGAUGAAGACAAUCCUGACGUUUGCUCAGCGAGUCCUGGUCUUUGUGAUCACCAGUGUUGGAAGUGGUGUACUCACCAGCCUCGGCCAUGUCACACCAAGAUUUGCGUUACCCGAGACUAGGAUUGAGACCGAGUUCACGGACCUUCAUGUGUUCGCCAUGAACCUUUUCCAGACCUACGUCAAGCACGGUAUGUGGGAAUCUUACAAGGUCCUGGGCAGCAUGAAUAUCUUGGGAGAUCCCAUUGGCUGGACCCUUUCGGUUGGAGGUGGCGUGAAGCAGUUCUUCCUAAAGACGGGCAGCGAUGUGAUGACUGGCGAAUUUGAGGGUGAAGGCUUCAAGAGCUUGGUACAAGGAGUUGUCGGAGGGACUGCUGCCCAUGUGGGCAAAUUCUUUGGAGCCCUAGGUGAUACAGUGGAUGCAUUGACGCAAACCGGUGGUCAAAACUACUUGCCUGGCAAUGUGAACCAUGUGGGUGAUGGCGUCAUUGUCGGGACACAGGUCUUCGGACGGCAUGUGGUAUCUGGAGUCACUGGACUAGUUGCAGCCCCCAUCCAUGGCUUUCGAAACAAAGGCUGGCGUGGCCUUGGCGAAGGCUUUCUGAAGGGUGUGCGUGGUGCUGUGGCACAGCCGGUCAGUGGCCUGAUGCAUGGGGCACAACACAUUGCCGAUGGACUGGAUGCAACUACCAGGCUCUUGGAUCACUGGGGACAGAUCUCCGUGCGGCGCAGUGCGAGACAGUUGCAGAACUCACAGCUCCUGCCACUCACCGGGGCGGAGUUCGCGCCACGCAUCACGGUGUGGGUGGAUGCCCUGGAAUUCCUGACCAUGGAAAGUUUCGUGGCCAGCACCUUUGCUACUCUGGGACAGCUGCGGGGUGCCACCUACCGAGUGCUACUGCAAGCAGGAGAUUGGUCCAAAGCCUGCAAGCUGGGCCACCUCGCUCCAAGUGGUGCCAUUCAAUUUGACCAGGCAAAAUGGGUGCCAAUCGAGACACUGCUGGAAUCGGAUUUGGACAUCAUUGUGCAGGACUGUACUCUGCAAGGUCAUCUUGACUAUGACAUGCAGAUUGUCUACAAAGCCAAACUUGAGCGGAAGUUCAUCCUAAACCAGGUAGCCAAAGUUCUCCAAGACCCGGAGGGGCUCGCAAUUUUCAAAGAUUACACCUGUCGUUGGAGACCAAGUCAAAGUUGCUCCGUGCGUCUUGACCCCACGUCGCCACAGUCCCGCCAUCCCACUGCAAAGCUCUUGCUGCGGUUUUGGCCAGCAUGGGACCCUGUGCGCGUGCCAAAGACACAGCAGUGGGUGUCAAACGGUUUGAUUUCAAACUCGAGAAGAGCUCAUCCUGAGCGAAAGGAAGGUUUGCUUCUAAAGAAGUCCAAAGGCCUCCUCCACCACUGGUCCGAGAAGUGGGUGGUCUUGGAGAACCAUGAGUUCAAAUACUGGAGCGAUCGAAAAGACUACGAGCAGCAAGAAGCACCAAAGGCAAUCAGUGGAAGUGCACAGAGUGCAGCAGUUGGCGUCGCAGUCUGUGGUCGGAGAGAUCUCAUCUUUGGAUAG
Molecule: messenger RNA, 7488 nt
Organism: Cladocopium goreaui
Lineage: Eukaryota; Dinophyceae; Suessiales; Symbiodiniaceae
Source: the annotation of a GenBank genome assembly